AUGGCCCUUGAAGGGCCGGCGUUCGCACGCAUUCCACCAUGGGUGCAGCAGAAGCUCUCCCCACUGGCAAUUGAGAAGAUCCAAGCCGUUCAUGACUGGGUGGAAAACGAGUGCAUCCCCCGUGAGCAAAUCAUGAAAGCUCAGCUGGAAGGGCGAAGGUGGACGACACCGCCGCUGAUGCACGAGCUACGGGAAAAGGCCAAGCAGAAGGGCCUCUUCAAUCUGUUCUUGCCAAAUCAUUUUAAGGAGAGCCCUGGUUUGACAAAUCUGGAGUACUCUUGCUGUGCUGAAAUCAUGGGAAGGUGUUACUGGGCAGCACAGACGAUGAACUGCCAUGCUCCCGAGACUGGCAAUAUCGAGCUGUUGGCGAAAUACUGCAACGAGGAACAGAAGAAGAAGUGGCUUCAGCCGCUUCUCGAUGGAACUGCUGCGUCCGCAUACUCAAUGACAGAGCCAGAUGUUGCUUCGUCGGAUGCAACGCAAAUUGGCAUUCGCAUUACUCGCGAGGGUGACAGUUAUGUUAUCAAUGGUCGUAAACUGUAUGGCAAUUGUCUGUGGAACAAAGAGCUAUCUUUCUACAUUCUCAUGGGUCUCUCGGAUCCUAACAACUCUGACCGUUGGCGCCGUCAUUCCAUGGUCAUCGUCCCUUGCAAUACACCUGGAAUUAACCAGGUACGUAACCUGAGUAUCAUGGGUUAUGAUCAUGCUCCCGAGGGCCACGGAGAGUAUGUUUACAACAAUGUGCGCAUCCCGGUGGAGAAUGUCAUUCUGGGCGAAGGCCGAGCCUUUGAGAUUGCACAAGGCCGUCUUGGUCCAGGCCGCAUUCACCACUGCAUGCGACUGAUCGGACAGUGCGAGAGAGCUUAUGAACUGGCGUUGAUUCGGUGCAAUGACCCCCGCAAGAAGCCAAGAGGCAAGCUUAUCGGCGAGUUCGACAGCAACAUCGAGAGGAUUGCGCAAAUGCGCCUUGAGCUGGAUGGCGCCCGCCUCAUUGUGCUCAAUGCCGCUGAUACUAUGGAUCUUUUCGGCAACAAAGCUGGUAAGCGUGCCAUUGCCCAGAGCAAGAUCCUGGUGCCAAAUCUCGCCACCAAGAUCAUCGAUGAGUGUAUGCAAAUGUAUGGUGGUCAGGGUCUAACCCAACACACACCAUUGCCUGAGAUGUGGACAUACGCACGCUUUGUACGAGUGGCAGAUGGGCCGGACGCGGCGCAUCGACAUCAAGUCGGACGGGAGGAGAUGAAAGCAGCAAAGGAGUUUAGGAGAAGGCAUGACGGAUAUCAGGAGCGUUAUAAGAAGUUUGCGGAACAAUAUGGCGAGAAAUAUGUCUCAUUUGACUAG
This is a messenger RNA of Phaeoacremonium minimum UCRPA7, 1338 nucleotides long. RefSeq names its product putative acyl- dehydrogenase family member 11 protein. The transcript is spliced from 2 exons. Lineage: Eukaryota; Fungi; Ascomycota; Sordariomycetes; Togniniales; Togniniaceae. The coding region runs from base 1 to 1338 and encodes 445 amino acids. Gene Ontology annotation, molecular function: flavin adenine dinucleotide binding; oxidoreductase activity, acting on the CH-CH group of donors. The record is from RefSeq and is a predicted model, not a curated record.